UUCUUACAAUUUGCUCCUUUACAUGGAUAUAAAGAAAAACUUGUUUGUAUACAUUUCUGAUUUGUACAAACUUCAUAGUACAAGUUGUUCACAUAAUCUUGAGCUGUUUUAGAACAAAUUCUCAAAGUUUGUUUUGAAAGGAAAUAUAAGAAUUAGUGUACCCAAACUGAAAAUCCAACAGUAUACAUACGAAUGCAUAGGGACGAGGAUCUCGCGGGCGGCUCCGAGAGCUGGCACGAUAUCUCGUGCACGAUAUGCGAGAGUGACGACCGGCACGUUGAAGCGGCGGCCCACUGCAAGGAGUGCCGGAUGUGGCUAUGUGAUCGCUGCCUUAAGCUCCAUAACCGCUUCCCAGCCAUACGGAACCAUCACAUUGAAAGCGUGAACCGAUCAGCAAACGGCAACGGCGAAACAGCGGCGAUCAUUAGAGGUCCAUCAAACUUCAAAUUCGUCUAUCAUGCUUCAGUGCACUUUUCAACUGACGUCAAAAACAGAGAAAUCAGUCGCAAUGACAACGCGUCUAACCUCAAGUCACGUUUUGAAAUCCACGAGCAACGUGCACGAGCGAUCGAGGCGUGUCGGAAGCGCGCGGACCAGAAGGAAGAGUUAACGUUGCAGGCGCUCCUGCUACUUCCCCUCGACAUUUCGGCAGCUCCCCAAUCAACAGACCUUCUUCCGGUUUACAGAACUGGAGAGGUGCAGCUUACCCUUAAAGGAGAAAAAGGUCUCUUCAAAUACGGGUCAGGCGUCUAUGAUUUGGAAAAAUUCAACCAGAUUGUAACGCCAAGAAUUGCUGAGUUCAGGAAGUAUUCUACCACAAUCAACCUACACGAGGGUAUCGGUCACUUCUACUCGACACCACGCCCAAACUACGGUUAUGUCAUCUACUCCGCACGGGACAGUGGCGUCACAAAGCACGAUCUUGAAAAGGUCUUGAACGCCUGUCAUGUUGCUGACGUCAAAGAUCGCGAGCGUCACUACGUGUUACGUCAAAUGCGGGAUGAAAUAUAUGAUUUGUUGAACGGGGAUGAGGGAUAUGCAAUCAACGUUCAUUUCCGCAAAUUGUUGUUACGUUGGUUAGCAAACAUUCCAAAACAUUUGAAUGAGCAGACAAUAUGUGGUGGGGACCUGAAUGAUGUACCGUUUCCUAUUCCUGAUGACAUCCGAAGAGACGUAAGCGUUUUGCGUGACUGGGAAUAUUCGUACGUUUUCAAAAAUCGGGAAGACUGGAACGAUGACGUCACCGUCCCUGCUUCAGGUGCGUGGAAACGAAUUGACGACGAUGAUGAUGAUUAUUAUGAUGAUAAUGAUGAUAAUGUACAUGAGUCGUUUGUAACGCUGUGUGCUAAACAUCAUGAACGGACAAAUAAGCCAAAUUUUGACACUGGAGUAGAUGGUGACGUUGCUUGGAAGGAAACCGAAUGUGACGUCAUAAAGAAUGACGUCACAACGGCUAAACAGGAAUUAACGCUUGCUAAACGCGCUGAACGAGGUCAGGUGACCGAGAAAGCUAUGGUAAAAGCUCGAAAACGUCUUAGGAAUUUUUUAUGUCGAAACUGCCCUAAUAAGAAAACAUUGUACAUUCAGCACUGUGAAACAUUUGUAGCGAACUUGAAAGAGAGUUGGCAGUGUUUCCAGUUACUUCAUUAUUCCAGUUGACACUUUGGACAGCAAUAACACUUGAUGCAUAUAACAAUAUAACGUUUAAUGUGGCUAAUUUUAAAUUAUUGCACAUCUUCAGUGAAUGUAAAGGUGUGAAAACGACAUGACCAUUCACUAAGUACUUAAUGAGUGAAUGAUACAUUUCUCACUACCAACGGAUGUUUGGUAGUUGUUUCGAUAUUUUCGAAUGUUAUUGGGUGUUACUGGUUACUAGCGCCCCAUCCUCAGUUGUUCUAAACCACAUUCAUUAUUGAUAUGAAAAAUCGC
Mya arenaria is the source of this 1929-nucleotide messenger RNA. RefSeq lists its product as uncharacterized. Lineage: Eukaryota; Metazoa; Mollusca; Bivalvia; Myida; Myidae. The record is from RefSeq and is a predicted model, not a curated record. The transcript is spliced from 3 exons. The coding region runs from base 193 to 1659 and encodes 488 amino acids.